This is a messenger RNA of Diabrotica virgifera virgifera (western corn rootworm), 959 nucleotides long. Its product is annotated as protein takeout. The record is from RefSeq and is a predicted model, not a curated record. The transcript has 5 exons. The coding region runs from base 158 to 904 and encodes 248 amino acids. Lineage: Eukaryota; Metazoa; Arthropoda; Insecta; Coleoptera; Chrysomelidae.
CCACAAUCCAGUUGAGGUAAUGAAAUAUUUAUCAGGUAAAACAAAACAAUAGUUUGACUCAGAGGCUUCCAUUUACAUUUUACGUUCAUCUCUGUUUCCUAUAAAAAGAGCGACACGGUUUGUUUUUCAAGUAAUUUGCAAGGUUUUAUCGACGAACAUGAACGGGAAAUUCUUCUUCUGUUUUCUUCUGAAUCUUUUCGUGGCAGGGGUGAUUUCCCACAAGUUUACUAUACCUUCCUAUAUAAAACCAUGUUCGAUUAGUGCCCCAAAUUUUGAGAAAUGCUGUCUGGAACAUGGAAAAGAGGCCCUACCACGUAUUCUAAAAGGUGACCGGAAAUUUGGUAUACCUAAUAUGAUACCACUAUUAAUUCCACAGAUCAAUGUUAAUGCUGGACAGGGACUCAGAAUAUUUUUGAAAGAUGUACAAGUCCAUGGACUGGAUACAACGGAACUAAUAAAAGUCAAAAUUGAUACCAAAGCCCAAAAACUUUCCAUCAGAAUUAAAAUCCCAGAGUUAAAACUUUUAGGAAAAUAUGACAUCGAAGGAAAAAUUCUGGUACUGAGAAUUGAAGGAAAUGGAGAUUUUAACAUUGUAGCAUUUAAUGGUGAAUAUGAAUACAAUGCAAACUUUCUUCUACAUAACAUUGGCGGAGAAGACUUUUUUGACUUGGCAGAUAAAGACACUUUAGACUUCGUUGUAAAAGACUUAAAAGUUCACUUGGAUAACCUCUUUAACGGGGAUAAAGCAUUGGGUGACCAAAUGAAUAAAUUUCUUAACGAAAAUUGGGAAGCUGUGAUAAAAGAAUUCGGACCUGCCAUUAGCGAGACAGUUCGUUCUAUUGGUCGUUCCAUAGCGUCUGCGAUCUUCAAGAGGAUUCCAUACCACCAGUUGAUAUUAGACUAAUUGCUGUUUGUAGAGGUGUAGUUUUAUUAAAUAAUUAGAUAAGCAAUAAAAAAUA